Molecule: messenger RNA, 157 nt
Organism: Funneliformis caledonium
Lineage: Eukaryota; Fungi; Glomeromycota; Glomeromycetes; Glomerales; Glomeraceae
Source: the annotation of a GenBank genome assembly
AAUGUCAGUCAAAGCAAAAAAAUAUUUAAAACAAAUAUCUUUAAAGAAUAAGCUAAUUAUCGUCAAAGAUUCUCCAUUUGAAGAGAAUUUGUUAUCUGAAGAGGGUUCUUUAUUUAAAAAAGAUUCUGAAAUAUCUUCUAAUGAUGAGAUUAUGUGA